Molecule: messenger RNA, 1774 nt
Organism: Acanthaster planci (crown-of-thorns starfish)
Lineage: Eukaryota; Metazoa; Echinodermata; Asteroidea; Valvatida; Acanthasteridae
Source: RefSeq, a predicted model, not a curated record
UGUAGAACAAUUUGGAUGGCCCCGUUUGGACAGAUACCAGUGCUUUCAGAGUACAAACUGGCAAUCCUGUUGGUACAUCACUUUGAAAAGGAAGGAAAAAUGUCUGCAUUAGAUAAGAGUGAAAGAGCAGCUCAGCCUCACAGGGAGAAUGCGUCAUUCCUGAAGGAUACACGUUGUCUGGAUCCCAUCAGACAUUUCAGCAGAUAUAUCAAUAUUUGUGACUGGUUUGCUGCUGAAACUAGCUACUUCUGGGCAGCUGGUCCAAAACAGAACGUGUGCCAUCGUAGCCUACCCACUGAAUUUCUGCCCACAUCAUACAUGUUGUGUGAGCAUCACUUACACCAUCCCCUAACUUGGUCGCUCACAUGGACUUGAACAAUGUGCGAAGGGAAGCCACAUUUUGAGGACACAAUAGCUACUGACAGCAGACUGCAAGCAGUACACUGAUUGAUCUUUUCAGCACUUGCAACACUCAUAGCAGCAUAAAACUUAAGCAGGCCACAUGCUUCAACCGUAUAUACAGUGUAUGCAGGAUGUUGUGUGCUUGAUCCCAGCCUGGCACACAGUGGAUUUUUUCCUCAGGGAAGCAAUAUUUAGUGUUAAUAAAGUUAUGUUGCAGGAAAGAAAUCACAAGCUCACUUCAUAUUGCAAUUUCCUCAUUCAAUACAUCUUACCUCCUUGAAAACUGAAGUAGUUGAUUUUAAAGAAUGAAGAUUUUAGGAGGCGUUCUUUAAUCACUGAUAUUAAUGCCAGAGUCCAAAAGUCAAGUAUCAUGAUGACUAGUGCACAUUACACAUUUCAUAUGUGUCACAUGAUGUUGUACAUGAGUACCUGCAUAAUCUUUAAGAACUCUGCUCUAUUCCACAUUUUUGGGGAUACCACUGCCCUCAGUUAUGCCAUCUACAUGUACAUAAGAGCCUUUUGUCAAUAUGGACAAAUUCAACUAAUAACGAAAGGCGUCUUACAGGAUGUUUUAAUGAAACCUCAAUUUUAUUUGACAAAUUGAUAGAGACAACUUUGAAGCUAUUAUAUAAUAAAUGAGGUGCUUGAAAAAAUAUGUUUGUAUGUGUACAUUGUACAUCUGUAUAUUUACAUUUUGUAAUUCGGAAUUUUGGGGGAUUUGGUCAUUUACAAACCAAUUUGAGUAAUGUUUAGAAGUGUUUGCUUGCUCCUCUCACCAAGGGAAGCCAGAAACCCGUCUUUAAUAUUCUGCCUGAAAAUUUAACAAGCUGAUGCAUUUUGUUACUUUUUCCCCCAAAACAAUUCUGACUGUAUAAAAUCAGCUUAUAAAGAUCCUAUUAGUACAUGUAUUACAUACAGUUUAUGAAGUAUGGCAUGUACAUGUACAAAGUCAGUGGGAAAAUUAAGCUAUGGGCCUUCAUGUUUCCCACACAUUUUUCUAAUAUAACACGAUGUCCCUUAAAUUUAAAUCUUGUAGAAAAACACAAUUUUGCUCAUACAUAUAGCCUUAGCAUUGAAAUUUUUUUUUAACGACUUGAACUUGAAUGUGAACCGGGGAACAUGUACUUUUUUUUCCCUUGAAAAAUCCGACAACCCCACCAGAUGAGUAUUUACAACUCUGAAAAUUGCUUUACGAGUCAGAAAAAAAAGUUUUGCUGGAUUAAGCCAACCAGACCUGGUAGUGUCUGGCUGAGAGUACUCGAUCAUGUUUGCCGAUUGUCACGAUCAUGAGAAAAGAAUACAUGCACAGCUUUCCCUGUCUAAAGGCUCCCUAAUUGUUGAUAAUGCUCACGUUAGUAUACUUAUGAUUAUC